AUGUCGGCCGAAAAGCGCCCUGCGGACGACGAUCCCAGCUCGUCACAGUCGCUCGUCAAGCGACAAAAUGUCAACUCAUCCAAAGGCGCGCUGACACGACUCAAUGCCUCUACCUCUAGCAAUGCCCUUGUUCAGAGUGCCCCGAGAACCAGUGGGUUGCAGGCGCCCGUCAUGGAACUGUCUGGACACUCUGGAGAUAUCUUCACGGCCAAGUUUGACCUGACGGGCAACUUGAUAGCCUCUGGGUCGAUGGACAGGAGCAUCAUGCUCUGGAGAACCUAUGGCGACUGUGAAAACUACGGCAUCCUAAACGGACACAAGGGCGCCGUGCUAGACCUCCAGUGGUCAAGAGAUUCGGAAAUAAUCUACUCGGCUUCGGCGGACAUGCAUUUGGCGAGCUGGGACCUGACAUCGGGGACGCGGAUACGGCGAUACAUAGGACACGAGGAAAUCAUCAACACAAUGGACAUAAGUAGGAGGGGCGAAGAGCUUCUCAUCAGCGGCAGCGACGACAGCACAAUUGGUAUAUGGGAUCCACGGACCAAGAACGCGGUCGACUACCUGGAGACGGAUUUUCCUGUCACGGCUGUGGCCAUCUCGCAGGCCGGCAACGAGAUCUACUCAGGCGGCAUAGACAAUGAUAUCCGGGUGUGGGAUCUUCGCAAGAAGUCGGUUGCCUACUCGAUGCUGGGUCACUCGGACACGAUCACGUCGCUGCGUGUCUCGCCAGACUCUCAGUCUCUCCUGUCGCAGUCCAUGGACACGACUGUGCGCACGUGGGAUAUCCGCCCCUUUGCGCCCACCGAGCGACACAUCCGGACGUUUGACGGUGCGACGGUGGGUUUGGAGAGUAACCUAGCUACGGCGAGCUGGGGGUCAGAUGGAAAGAAGGUGGCUGCUCCGUCGGGAGAUGGCACCGUCAUCAUUUGGUCGACCGAGACGGGUAAACUCAUGUACAAGCUACCCGGGCACAAGGGUAGUGUGAAUUGCGCCGAGUUCUCACCCAGCAAGGAUCCAAUCCUCCUCUCAGCAUCAUCGGACCGCACUAUGCUGCUCGGCGAACUUCGGUGA
Molecule: messenger RNA, 1071 nt
Organism: Geosmithia morbida
Lineage: Eukaryota; Fungi; Ascomycota; Sordariomycetes; Hypocreales; Bionectriaceae
Product: Prp8 binding protein
Exons: 4
Coding region: 1-1071 (356 amino acids)
Cellular component (GO): catalytic step 2 spliceosome
Molecular function (GO): RNA binding; protein binding
Source: RefSeq, a predicted model, not a curated record